Fusarium oxysporum Fo47 is the source of this 2263-nucleotide messenger RNA. Its product is annotated as bacterial alpha-L-rhamnosidase. Bases 255 to 2204 code for a protein of 649 amino acids. The transcript has a single exon. Gene Ontology annotation, biological process: carbohydrate metabolic process. NCBI's taxonomy places the organism in Eukaryota, Fungi, Ascomycota, Sordariomycetes, Hypocreales, Nectriaceae. The record is from RefSeq and is a predicted model, not a curated record.
CCAAACGUCCUGUCUACUUCCGCAAGGACUUCAAGCUUCCUGAUGAUAUUGCCUCGGCUAGGCUUUACAUCACCGCCCUGGGCAUUUACGAGGCGGAAAUCAAUGGGAAGCGGGUCGGCGACCGUGUCUUGGCUCCGGGCUGGCAGUCCUUCCACCAUCGCCAUGUCUACGACACUUAUGAUGUGACCAAGCUCCUCACCCCAGGUUCAAAUGCGAUAGGUGCACUUGUCGGUGAAGGCUGGUAUGCUGGACGAAUGGGAUUCGCAGGCGGUCAACGAAACAUCUACGGCAACUUUACUGGUCUUCUGGCGCAGCUUCAUGUGAAAUCCAAGAGUGGAAAGACAGUUAAGAUUGUCACUGACACCACCUGGAAGUCAGGCUUUGGCCCUGCUACCGCGGGCGAGAUCUACGAUGGAGACCGCUACAACGCAACUCUUGAAGCUGACAUCAAAGGAUGGUCGAAACCUGGGUUCAAGAGUUCUUCUUGGUCCGACACUCGUCUUCUUCCGGCUGUGGACGGCGAACUUGUUCCUGCUGAACAGCCGCCUGUCCGACGCGUUGAGGAGGUCAAGCCGCAGCGCUUCUUCAAAUCCACCUCUGGCAAACAGCUUGUCGACUUUGGACAGAAUCUCGUUGGUUGGCUUCAAUUGAACGUCGAUGGUCCCAAGAAUACCACUAUCCGACUGCGACACGCCGAGGUUCUGGAGGAUGGUGAAUUGGCUAUUCGACCUCUUCGACUAGCCAAGGCUGAGGACUACCUUACUCUCAGUGGUAAGGGACCUAUUCAGUGGGAGCCCAAGUUCACAUUCCACGGUUUUCGUUACGCUGAACUUGAUGGCUGGCCUAAAGAGACUCCCUUGGAUGGGAAUAGUGUCAAGGCCAUCGUUGUUCAUACAGAUCUGGAAGAGACUGGUUACUUCAACUGUUCCAACCCUCUUCUUAACAAAUUCCACUCCAAUGUCCGCUGGUCUAUGAAGGGUAACUUCCUGAGCAUUCCUACAGACUGCCCCCAGCGAGAUGAGCGUCUUGGCUGGACCGGUGACGCACACGCCUUCUGCCCUACAUCGAACUACCUGUACGACACAUCGGCUUUCUGGAAGGGCUGGCACAAGGACAUCUGGUCCGAAAUGUCCCAGAACGAGAUGGUUCCCCCAUUUUACGUCCCUUCUAUCCCUUGGUUUCUGGACAGACCUCCCAAGCCAGCAUCAGUGUGGGGAGACGUGGUUGUCGCCAACCCAUGGAACAUUUACCAGGCUUUUGGUGAUAAGAAGCUACUCCAAGAACACCUCCCACAAGCCCAGAAUUGGAUCGAUACUGGUAUUCCGCGAAACGAUGUUGGUCUUUGGAACCGCAGUAGCUUUCAGUUUGGAGACUGGCUUGACCCUCUUGCACCCUCCGACGACCCCGGGGCUGCGACGACGCACAAGAUCUUGGUCUCGGAUGCGUACUUGAUCAAGAUGACCGAGACAUUAUCUCAGAUCAUUGGGGCCCUUGGCGACUCCAAACUGGCCAAGAAGUACCAGACUCAACGCUCUGAUCUCAAACGAGAGUUCCAGAGUUCUUGGGCACCAGGUGGCAAGUUGGCCAACCGAACCCAGACCGCCUAUGCUCUGUCCCUAGCUUUUGACCUUCUCAAGGACGACAAGCAGAAGAAGGCGGCUGCUGACACCCUGCGAGAUAUCAUCAAGAACAAUGACUAUCUUGUCGGUACUGGCUUCGCAGGUACUUCACCCCUUGGAUUUGCACUCACCGGUAUCAAUGCCACAGAUGUCUUCUACCGCAUGCUUCUCCAAGAGAAGGUUCCAUCGUGGCUAUAUCAAGUCGUAAUGGGCGGUACAACAACCUGGGAGCGAUGGGAUAGUAUGCUGCCCAAUGGCACCGUCAAUCCCGGUGAGAUGACCAGCUUCAACCAUUACUCUUUUGGAUCUGUCGCCAAUUGGAUGCAUCAAGUCAUUGGAGGAAUCGCACCUUUGGAGCCUGGGUACAAGACUGUCGCUAUUGCGCCUAUUCCAGGAGGUAACCUUUCUCAUGCAAGUGCAACGUAUGUUAGUCAGUAUGGAACCAUCUCCACGGAUUGGACUGUGACGAAUGGGAAGUUUCACCUCAAGGUUAGGAUUCCGCCGAACACGAAGGCCAAGGUUACGUUGCCGGGUACGCAGAAAACGAAGACUGUUGGAUCGGGUUAUCACGAGUUUACUGUUUGACAGUGAGUAGGAUUUAGUGUCUAUCAAUUGAGAUCUAUCUAGCUGUUGCGCAUUCUCAU